AUGGCUGAUCAAUCUGAUGAAAUUUUAUCUCGUCUUCGAGGAAUAUCCUCAGAUGAAAAAAGUGAAAUGGGAAAAAUGAAAUGUCGAAUAGAUGAUCAAGCUCGUCUUAUAAUGAUGUUAAAAAAACGAAACGAUGAAUAUAUAUUAGCAAAUAUGGCUUUGGAUAAACAUUCGAUUGAAUUAGAAAGACAAAUUGAAGAAUUACGUGAUAAGUUCGAAGAAGAAGACAGAAUGAAAGAUAAAAUCGAAGAAUUAACACAAACAAUUGAACAAUUAAAAACAUUAAAUGUUCAAUGGGAAUUAAAAGAACAAGAAUUAAAUAAAAGAUUUUUAUUUGAGAAUAAAAAAUAUGAAAAUCUUCAAGAAGAUUUAUCAUCUCAAAAAAAAAAAAUUCAAACAUUAGAAAAAUUAUUAGAAGAAUCAUAUGAAAAUUUCGAUCGUUUUAAAAAUGAUUCCAAAAAACAAUUUGAAGAAAAAGAGAAAAUAAUUAACAAUCAACGAAUUGAAAUAAAUCAAAUGCAAUCACAAAUACGAAAUCUCGAAAAAAUAAUAGAAGAAAAAGAAAAAACUAUUCAACAAAUUGAACAACGUCAUUUAAAUGAACUUGAUCAAUUAAAAAUAAAUAAACAAUCAUUAGAACAACAAACAAAACAACUUGAAAAACGUCUACAGGAAUUUUUAAGUAACGAGGAAAAACUUCGUCAAAAAUUAACUAAAACAGAACAUUUGUUGAACGAAGCGAAUCAAAGAUUUAUAAACGAAGAAGAACGUGUUAAUUGUGAUGUUCGUGUUGAAACAGUUCAAUUGAAAUAUCUUGAAAGUGAACAAAGAAUUGUAAAACUUGAACAGGAAUUUAUUGCUUAUAAAAAUUAUACAUCAUCUUUGUUAAACAAAGAAAAACUUUUAAAUGAAAGAUUACAACAGUUAUUAACUGGAAAGACAGCAUAA
Molecule: messenger RNA, 948 nt
Organism: Rotaria sp. Silwood2
Lineage: Eukaryota; Metazoa; Rotifera; Eurotatoria; Philodinida; Philodinidae
Source: the annotation of a GenBank genome assembly